AUGUCAAUCAUCAAAAACGAACUGACGAUGAUCGCCGAUUCUUUCUACAUACCAAAAGAGAAUCCGGCGAAGCCAGACGGCGAAGACGCCCACUUCUUCUGCCGGAAGGCGCAGGUCAUCGGCGUCGCCGACGGCGUCGGCGGCUGGGCGAAAAAAGGAAUCGACGCCGGAGAAUACGCGCGCGAGCUGAUGAGAAACGCCGCCGACGUCGUCAAGGACUCCCGCCCCGCCGACGUGGACCCCAAGUCGGUCCUCGUCGACGCCUUCGCGAAGACGGAGGCGCCCGGCUCGUCCACCGCCUGCAUCAUCUCGCUCGCCGGGAACCGCCUCCGCGCCGCGAACGUCGGCGACAGCGGCUUCGCGGUGAUCCGCGGCGGACGGACGGUCUACCGGUCGCCGGUGCAGCAUUACAAGUUCAACGCGCCUUAUCAGCUGGGGCCGACGUCGGGCAGCCCGAAGAAGGCGGAGGAGAUCGCGGUGGAGAUGGAGAGCGGCGACAUCGUGGUCGCCGCCACCGACGGGCUUUUCGACAACGUGUUCCCCAAGGAGGUGGAGGCGGUGGUGGGGCGCUUCCCCGAUGCGAUGAUGCCGCCGGGGAGGGUGGCGCGUGAUCUAGCGGAGGCGGCGCGUGUGAAAUCUUUGCAUAUAUACGACGCCACCCCGUUCGAGUUGGCGUCGUAUCAGGCCGGGUUUGUGCGCCUUGGCGGGAAAAAGGAUGAUAUUACCGUUGUUGUUGCUUAUGUUUAUACCUUGUGA
This is a messenger RNA of Salvia miltiorrhiza (redroot sage), 756 nucleotides long. Its product is annotated as probable protein phosphatase 2C 55. The transcript has a single exon. NCBI's taxonomy places the organism in Eukaryota, Viridiplantae, Streptophyta, Magnoliopsida, Lamiales, Lamiaceae. Bases 1 to 756 code for a protein of 251 amino acids. The record is from RefSeq and is a predicted model, not a curated record.